AUGGGCGAGGCGAGAGCUGAGGGGUCGAGGGACAUGACUUGGUUCCCCAAGGGGAAGGAUAGGUCUCGCGCGAGGGCGAGAGAUGGGGCAGUGGUAUACCCGAAGGCAGGGACAGCGGUCUGUAUCAGGACAGAGGAGAGGACAGCGACGAGGGCCGAGAAGGACGCGGCGAUAAACAGGGAGGCGGCGAAGAUCAUAACCGCGGAUGCACAGGGCAUGAGGGGCAGCAGAAGUAACGUGAACUGA
Messenger RNA from Morchella sextelata, 246 nucleotides. RefSeq lists its product as uncharacterized. The transcript has a single exon. NCBI's taxonomy places the organism in Eukaryota, Fungi, Ascomycota, Pezizomycetes, Pezizales, Morchellaceae. The coding region runs from base 1 to 246 and encodes 81 amino acids. The record is from RefSeq and is a predicted model, not a curated record.